Messenger RNA from Heteronotia binoei (common prickly gecko), 5054 nucleotides. It is a transcript of the gene NCKAP5L, whose product is annotated as NCK associated protein 5 like. The record is from RefSeq and is a predicted model, not a curated record. The transcript is spliced from 13 exons. Gene Ontology annotation, biological process: microtubule depolymerization; microtubule bundle formation. Bases 234 to 3704 code for a protein of 1156 amino acids. Lineage: Eukaryota; Metazoa; Chordata; Lepidosauria; Squamata; Gekkonidae. Gene Ontology annotation, cellular component: microtubule plus-end.
GCUGCCGCCUCGUUCUCCUCCUCCCAACAAUAGCAGGCCCCGAGUCGGGCCGUGAGGGCGGGAGGAUGCGCAAAGGGGGCCGAGGCCUCUAUCGCAGAGAAGGGGUCGAACUCGAUCCCCACGCCACCUGUAUCUCUGGGCCGGCUGUGGGGCGGAGAGGGUAGGCACGACUAAGGCAGGCUUGGGAAACUGGCCAGUCGCUGUGACUGCUUCAGGAGUCUUGGGAAAAGGAAAUGAUGUCUGAAACCAAGCUACAGGGUGAGAUGAAGCCAGACGGAAACAGCAGUGAGCCACUGACCACCCAGGAGCUGCUGCAGAGACUCCGGGAACUGGAGACGGAGAAUUCAGUUUUGGCACAAGCCAAUGAGAACCAACGGGAGACCUAUGAACGUUGCUUGGAUGAGGUAGCCAAUCAUGUGGUGCAGGCGUUACUGAACCAAAAGGACCUUCGUGAGGAAUGCAUCAAGCUAAAGAAGCGGGUCUUUGACCUUGAGCGGCAAAAUCAGGCAUUGAACGAUCUCUUCCACCAGAAACUGACGUCUGGCUCACUGUCCCAGCUACCUCCCCAUCCUGCUUCCUUGCUCUCUGAUCCAGUGUCCAGUUCCCAGUCAGACAUGGUAGAGAAACUCCAGGCCUCCCUUCCUCCAGGACACUGCAUUUUGCAGAGAGAGGACAUCUCAGAGGAGCAGCGUAUUGGCACCCCUGGGCCCAACUCCCAGGCCUUGGAGGCUCUGUCUCCAUUCCUGCGAAAGAAGGCCCAGAUCCUGGAGGUGCUUCGCUCCCUGGAAGAGAUGGACCCCCUGCUUUCCUUUCCUGGGCCAUGGAGAGACCCCAGGCAGUCUAUUUCCCCGGAAGGCGUGACUGCUGAAGCCUGGCCGUGUCUGCUGCUGGGCCAGGGAGAAUGUGUGCCUGGGCAGCUUCCACCCAAAGGAGAGGGCAGCUCCUCCUCCUCCUCAGAUGAGGCUGGCGAAUCGGAUCCGCCUGAGAAAGGACAUUCUGGGCAGGUGCUGCUGAGCACUCUAGCCGAGCACAAGUUGGACUUGGGGGAAGUGGAGACUUACCUGCAGCAUGUCCUUCGGGAGGCAGGAGAGAAUGCCCUGCUCAAUGGGGAACCCGGUGGGCCCUGCCUGAUGGAAAGCUCUGGGGGCCAGGUCAGCAGCUACAAGCACAUCCAGGCUGUCAGCUGCCUGGAAGCCUUAGGGCCUCCUUCUGCUUGCAGGGAGCCAGCCUGCCUUGCCGCCUUAGCCCCAGGAGAGGGCAAGAACAAAUCCUGGCAGGGCCCUCCCAUCCCCUCACCCUCCAAGGUGCUCAAAUUACUGAAAAUGCCACCGCCGCCCAGCCCUGCUGCUCUGCGUCUCAGCCCCCAGCUUACUCGCAGUUCCAAAAUCCCGUGUCGUAGCAAUACAUACGAGGUGUACCAUUCUCCUGCACCCAGCCGGAAGGGUUCCCCUGAUAGUCCCUUCCCCACUGACCCUGCCUUUGCUGCAGGGCAUCCCUCCCCCAAGGCUAGUCGGCACCUUGUUCCCGUGCCACCCAAAGUCACACCAACCUCCCCAGACCCUUUUGGCUACCACAAGCCCCAUGAGUAUGAGAACAUCUUGGAGCUGUCCCUCAGCAGUGCUAUGGGCUCUCAUUCUCACCUGCCACGAGAGGCCAAGCCGGAUCCAUCUGAAGCACCCCCGCCCGCCUGCCGCUCAGCACCUCUCCGGACAGUGCCCCCCAGUGAGGGUUCUCUGGAACCUGGCCUGUUUGUUGGGGGACGGGAGAAGGCGGGGGCAGAGGGCCGGAACUCUCCACCUCUUGCUCGCCGAAACACAGAGGGCUCCAAGAAGGUUGCAAAUGGCCCAAGCAAGCGAGCGCCUGAGGGGGCCAACAUGCCCUUCAAGGAGCGACUCACUGUGCUUGGGAGGCUGAAAGGCACUGAGGGAAAGGAGCAGGCAAACUCUGAGAAGGGGAAGGCUCCCGCCCGACCCUGUGAGCGUUCAGAGAGCUUUGCUGAGGCCCACCCUAGGCUGGGCACUGGGAGCAGCAGCCUGAAGCACCAUGAGCCUUGCCACACUGUGGAACCCACCCCUCGGUGCUACUCCUCACACUCGGUCGGCUCCCGCGGGAGUGACCCCGAACAUCACGGCUCCAAGAACCGUCAACUGGGGAUGCCGGCCACGAGGAACUCUGUCAAGGCCCCGACCUCAGGGAAGAAUGUCAAGAGCCCUCACGGGAGUCCUACCAAGUUACCGUCUAAAUCUCCCACCAAGGCCCCUGUGCCGGAGCCCAAGCCAUGCUUGCCGCCUGCCAAACCUCUCACCACCAGCAUGGGGCGCAAGAACCCCCCUGGCCCAGACCCUGCCAAGACCAAACCCGGACUGCCCGCAAGCAUUGAAGAAAAAGUGAUGAAGGGCAUCGAAGAGAAUGUUCUGCGACGCCACAAAGGGGGGCCUGUGGCUGGUGAGGCAAAGCAGAAGAACUCCAGCGGCCUCGCUAGCUGGUUUGGCCUGCGGAAGAGCAAGCUGCCCGCCCUCAGCCGGAGGCCAGAGCCCCCCAAAGUCAAGGAGGGCAAGCUGGUCUCUCGCAGGCUGGAGGCGGAGAGCCUUAACAUUUCCAAACUGAUGGAGAAGGCGGAGGACUUGCGCAAGGCCCUGGAAGAGGAGAAGGCCUAUAUCAAUGGGUUGGCCUUGGACAAGCCGCGUCCCCAUGCCUGUGAUGCUGGCCACAGCCAGCUCACCCUCAUGUACCAGGAGGUGACUGCUGAGAACUUCAUGCAGCAGCUGCUCAACAGGGUGGAUGGGAAAGAGGCACCAUUUGAGGGUCACCUGGAGCAGAAGAAUGAGCUGCAGGGCCUGCAGAGGGGCUUGCAUGAUGCCAAAGACCCCCGGCUCAUCUGGCCUCCACGCAAUGGCAUCGUUGGGCACCUCCAUGCUUGUCCAGAAGCCCCUCCGAAGCUUCAGGAUGUGACUUUGCGAGAGGAGAUGCCAUCUGACGACAGCUUAGCUGAUUCGCAGCACUUUGCAGUAUGUAGCUCUUUGACGCGGACCCUGGACAGCGGCAUUGGCACCUUCCCCCCGCCAGAUUAUUGCAGCGGGAUGCCCUGUAAGAGCGUGCCUAAGUUAAGACCCCGGAUUGGCCCUCAACCAUCUGGCUCUUUCCCAGUUAGGGGCCCCCCUCCCAUCACCAAGGUGCCCCGCAAAGCCCGGACGCUGGAGAGGGAAGUGCCCAGUGCAGAGGAUCUGCUGGGGCCCAGCAAGCACCAAAGCAUGCCAGCUUUCCAUGGGGUCUUAACCAGUGCUGACCCAUCCCCCGGGCAUCGUGAUCGCAGGGGCUGCUCAGGAGAUCUCUGCAGUACUCCCAGCAAGCCACAGCACAUCCAGCAGAGCAAGAAUUGGACUUUCCCCAAUGCCAAAGCCUCUGCUGGCACGGAUCCCUUUCUCUGCUCCCCUCGUAGGAUGGAGGGGCUUCAUGGGUCUGCAGUGGGUUCAGCAUGCAGUGUUGUUGAGAGGAGACGCACCUCAUCGGAUGGGCCCCAGGCCUCCCCGGCCUUCAGCACCAGCAGCAGCCGCACUCCCAGUGCUUCCGAUGUGGGCGAAGAGGUCAGCACAGAGCCACAUUCCAGGGAUAUGGGUCCAGAAGGCCAGCCGGGCCUGGAGAACUCCGAGUCCCUCAGUGACUCUCUCUACGACAGCUUGUCCUCAUGCGGCAGCCAGGGCUGAGCAUGGCUGGGGAUGGGGCUGAGUUUGGGGCGUUGGCUGAUGAUGCCACAUGCUCCUGCCUGGUGCUUCAAAAGGCCCAGCUCUGUCUCUGGGAUUGUGCUUGAGUCUCCCAAACCAAAUCUUGGCCCUGCACCAGAAUAUGACGCGUCUUCCACACCCAGCACUCCUGUCUGUCCCAAAGCAGGGAACUUUAUUAACCAGGGCAUCUGGAGACUUUUCUGUCAAGAAAAGGGGUGAAGGUCAGAGAGAGAGAGAAAGACAAGGUGGGUGGGACAGGAUCUAGUUCCAUGGUUUGCUCCUGCUGAACAGAAUCAAGCCUGCUUAGCUAUAGAUCCUGUGCUACUUUCUGAAGCACCGAGAAGGGGGUGGGGUGGGAUCUUGUCUUGCCUUGCCAAUCCCGUGGCCAGCUCAGUGGGUUUGUAAAUUCAUAUUGGGGAGGGAUGGAUCCAGGCAUCUAGGCUGCUGGGGGAUUCUGCUUUGAGGAGCAGGCCAUCACAGGGAACAAACAUCCACCUACAGUUUCCACCAGCUAAGUAUUCUGGGGCCAGUGUCUCUUUUGCUGGCUGGGAGCAGAAACAAAACUCAGAAAGGAGAACGUCUGCCUCUGUGAAAGCUGCCUUGCUCUUACCUCAUUGGCUGUGCAAACUCUUGCCUAAGCGUAUUACUUAAGCUCCUCUGCUUCUCAACAGUCAGAGAGUGCACUGGGCUUUGCCAAAUUCAGGAUUUCCUUCCCAAGGGGGAUGAGGAGCAGGAGAUAGGGAUGUCUUCAAUCCACCUCUUCAGUUUGAGAGCCAUGGCUGCUGGAGCAUACCAAACAGAAGGUGGUGGCGAAGGGGGAGGAGGAGAAGUGUUUGGAAGUAUACUGUCUCCACCCCACCUCCUCCAUUACUGUGACUCCCAGCAGUCUCUCGGUUUGCUGGGAUCAAGUAUCCAACUUGAUGGAACAGUUCCUCUUUCCCAGUGCAACCAACUAGCUAGGCUGCUUCUCUACCUUAAAUCUGGUCUCCCUGGGUCCUAGAGCUACCAUGGGCUCAGGAUGGACAGUUGAGUCCUCACUCCUUCCGUGUAAUGUUUUUUAACAUUCAGUUAUAAAUGUUGCUGUUCAGUUUUCCGCACCGUCAUGCCACCUCUUCUGUCCUUUCCCUGUUUUUUCAACGGGAACCUUGCUGGUUUCCUCCAAUGGUGCUAUUUUGCUGUGUACAGGCCUUUCUCCUUAUGAGACCUUCUUUGUUGUCCUUUUUAAAUUUUUUUAUAAAAUUCCGAUGUCUUUUGCUCUUAUUUAUAUAAGUUAUUGUGAAAUGAGGCUGUUUGUUGUCUUUGCUCUCCCAGAAAAUAAAGGGGAAAAAGAGA